AGCAUCCACAUCCUUUUGGUAAUGUGGUGACCAGAACUGUACGCAGUAUUCUGAAUGUGGCUGAACCAAAGUCCGAUACAACUGGAACAUACAUACACUCUAACGCACACCCUUGCAGAUACAGAUACAUAAACUAUCACAGUCGCUGACACAUUCGCAAACACCUUCACAUACCUGAACAAACACACACCAUCACCCUUAGAUGCAUCAUCCCACUCUGUCUCUCUCUCUCUCUCACACACACAUACACACGCACACAUACACACGCACACAUGUGCACACUCACCUCCCUUCCUUAAGGAGGGAAAUAUGUAGUGAUAAUGUCCCAAGAUUGGGAAUUCAGGCCAAAGCUCUGAGGGCCUGGGAUUGAAUCCCACAAUGGAAGAUAGUGAAAUUUGAAUUCAAUUAAAAAAAGGGGUGUAAUAAUGACUAUGUAACCAAUGCCAACUGUCACAAAACUCCAUCAUGCUCAAUAAUGUCCUUUAGGGAAAGAAAUCUCACCUCCAUGUGACACCAGACCCACAGCAUUGUGACUGACUUUUAACCCUGAACAAAUAACCAAAAACACAUAAACUGUCUCUUGCACAUACAAUGACACUACAGGCACAUCCCCUUACUCAGCACCACUCCACAGCCAGCACCAUAUCCACCCAUCCCUGACCUCUCUGAUGCACUCCAUCUUUGCCUCAUUGGAGCUGAGACUGGUGGUGAAGAGUAGCUACCAACCUUUGGUUGAGCAGGAGCUCUCUGUGGGCACGACCUUCAACACCAGGGACAUCAAUCAGGGCAAGACACAGGAUCUACUUCACUACUGGCUGAAGGCACCUUCAAUCCAUUGGUCUUCCUCCAUGGAACUGACCCAGGGGACUCUCUUCUCCCCAUCGUCUCAACCCCUCCAACCCCGCUCUGACUGGUGUGUGAGAUCCCUGGUCCCCAGCAACCUCCAUCCCACGCAAACAGAGGGGGCAGUCAGGGUUGGAGGACAGUGAGCUGGAAGGAAUGAUGGCCUAUAAUUGGAAUGGUGGUGGAGGGGCCACGUGGGAUUCCGAAGCGAGGCUGAGAAUUUGAAAAUUGAGAUGUCGCCUGAGCGAGUUGUUGCUGAAAUUCUCUGGCCGAUUGGGGAGAGCAGAUUUAGUGGCGGGCACCUGUCUUAAUCGUGGGAGUGUGAAAUAUUUUUACUGGAAACGAUUCAAAAUUUGGAAGUUUUUUAAAGAGAGCGAGAGAGAGGGCGCUGGGCAGGGUUAUGCAUUUCUCGUCCUUGGAGGGUGAGGGAUUUAAACCAGGACUGAGUCACCCUCGGAGUUAGAGAAAAGCAAGAAGAGCGAGCAAAAGUUGCAGGAAAGCUGUUUUGAUUUCUCAAGCCUCUCUCUCUCUCUCUGCCUGGUCGGAAAGUGCCCGGGAUUAACUGUCACCAAAGCCGAGUCCACUAUGGGACAGAUCCAUCAAAUACGCCGGAGAGUUUUGGAGGAAAUUGCCUGGAAGUGUUGGGAGUCGGUGCUCGGUAUUGAUCUGGCAGCUUUAGCCCCCGGCGAGCCCCGAGGAUGGAAUUAGUGCGAAAGUUCACCUUCCUGGUCAGCUACCUCAGCUGCAUCUGCUACCUGCCCCGUCCCGACUCCGCGGCCGGGCUCCUCGCCGCUCACUCCGCCGCCACUGCGCCGCUCCUGCGCCAGGGACCCCUGGGCACCGCCCAGAGCAAGAGAGCGAGCCCCCGAUGGGCUCCCGGCGCUGCCCGAGCCGUACCCCUGACCCCCGCCGCCAGGAAAGCGAACCGCAGGAGCGGCGAGGGCCGAGCGGCCGGCAGGCGCUCCAAGAAAGCCGGCGGCCCGCAGGUGACCGCUCACGAUUACAUGCUGUUCCUGUACCGGAGCCUGUCCGGGAGCGAGCGGCGCGGGCUCAACAGGAGCAGCUCCCAGCCGCCGGCCAACACCAUCACCAGCUUCGUGGACAGGGGAGAAGAUGAACGCCACACCUUUGUGAAAAAACAGAAGUACAUCUUCAACAUCAGCGCUAUGGAAAAGGAAGGGUUGCUAGGAGCUGAGCUGCGGAUCCUGCGGACAAGGCCAGCAGAUCCGAGGCGGCAACGAGCGCCAGCAACUGUGUACAACCUCAGAAUAUCCAAGUGCCCCACAGACAGGCAGAAGCCAAUUGUAAUCGACUCUUGCUCUGUUGAUAUUUUGGACGCGCCCAAAUGGGAAGUCUUUAACAUUUGGAAACUCUUCAAAAUGUACCGGAAGGAGCAGCCGUUGACUCAACUUUGCCUCGAACUGGAGGCCUUGGACAGAGGAAGAGCAGUGGAUCUAAGAAGCUUGGGUUUUGGCAGAGCAGGGCGCCAUAUCAAAGAGAAAGCUCUGCUGCUGGUGUCAGGUAGGACCAAAAAACGGGACCUGUUCUUUAACGAAGUCAAGGCCAGAUCGGGGCAGGAUGACAAGACUGUUUAUGAAUUCCUGUUCAACCAGAGGAGGAAGAGAAGGGCUCCUCACACAUCCCGCCAAGCAAAAGGCAAGAAGGCCAAGCCAAGGUGCACUAGAAGACCUCUCCAUGUGAACUUCAAGGAGAUGGGCUGGGAUGACUGGAUCAUUGCUCCAUUGGACUAUGAAGCCUAUCAUUGUGAAGGGGUUUGUGACUUUCCUCUUCGGUCUCACUUAGAACCCACAAACCAUGCCAUUAUUCAGACACUGAUGAACUCCAUGGACCCAGAGUCAACUCCACCCAGUUGCUGUGUACCCACAAAACUAAGUCCCAUUAGUAUUUUGUACAUAGACUCUGCCAAUAAUGUGGUCUAUAAACAGUAUGAGGACAUGGUAGUAGAGUCCUGUGGUUGCAGGUAGCAUUGGACUGAAUAAUCAGACAAUCAGAAAUGGGUACUAAUAUGGGAUUUGUGCCAUAUUGAGUAUUGCAGGUCCAGUUGGUUUUCUGGUGGUGCCCUUGCAGUCAAGGCAUCACUGACCUUCGAUAAUAUGUCAAACAUGAAUAUUCAAUGGAGCAGAAAAUAAAUUGCAGUUAAAGCCAAGCAAAAAUCAGAUUUGGCUACAAAUUAACUCAGUAACCACAUUGGCUCUAAAAUGUAUCUCCUCUGAGUGGCACCUACCUUCACUAUUGUGAGUUGGUGCCAAGAAUCCAAUUGGCAGCCCGUGUUACUGGGUACUUCACAUGACCACCACAAUCAACUCACUCAUCACAGCCUGCUUAACUCAGACAGACCAGGGACAGUGCUGGGAGGAAGAGAGUGGAGUGAGUGGUGGGACAGAGACCAAGGGAGAGACAGAGAGAUUAAAUUGAGACAUGGCUCCAGAAAGAUUCUUCAUUCUCACUGGGGCCAACUGUGAUCUAUUUUGAUACACAGUGCUUAAUGUUGCAAACUAGUUUAUUUACUUCAAAGCAAUCUCAUUAAACAUCUCCUCUUGAUCAUUGCAAACAAGGAUGUUACCACAAUGUCCUCUAUAUCACUGAACAAA
Molecule: messenger RNA, 3455 nt
Organism: Chiloscyllium plagiosum (whitespotted bambooshark)
Lineage: Eukaryota; Metazoa; Chordata; Chondrichthyes; Orectolobiformes; Hemiscylliidae
Source: RefSeq, a predicted model, not a curated record